Camelina sativa (false flax) is the source of this 1044-nucleotide messenger RNA. The record is from RefSeq and is a predicted model, not a curated record. NCBI's taxonomy places the organism in Eukaryota, Viridiplantae, Streptophyta, Magnoliopsida, Brassicales, Brassicaceae.
AGCCCAAAAGAAAAGAAAAAAGAAACAAAACUUGUUACUCCUCCUUUGUACGAUUCAAUUCAUCAUCUCCGAUCUCUUCCUCCUCCUCUGAUCUUCCAAAUCUCCGGCGAUGUACGUUAGAGCACUUCCGACGACGGAUGUGAAUCGGAACACGGAGUGGUUCACGUAUCCUGGUGUUUGGACUACUUAUAUUCUCAUCCUCUUCUUCUCUUGGCUCCUCGUACUCUCCGUCUUCCAUUGUUCUCCUGGCAUCGCUUGGACCAUCGUUCACCUCGCUCAUUUCACCGUCACGUAUCAUUCGUUCCAUUGGAAGAAGGGAACACCGUUUGGGGAUGAUCAAGGAAUCUAUAAUAGGUUGACUUGGUGGGAACAGAUUGAUAAUGGCAAGCAGCUUACACGUAAUCGCAAGUUUCUCACCGUUGUUCCUGUUGUCUUGUAAGUUCCCUUUCCCUUUCAUCUCUCGAGGAUCUUCUUGUUUCCCCAUUAGGGUUCAUAAUGGUUGCAGGUAUUUUUGCAGUUUAGUUUGUGUAGGAGAUGCUCUGAUCUUUUAAUUUGCCAUACUUGAAAAAGUGAUGCUUUUUGUUUUGUUUCUGUGCUCAUUUUACCUCUGGUUAUGUAGAGAUGCUCUCAACGAGCUUAAUUUACUUACCCCUGCCUGUUUAAUUGCAAUUCGAUUUUUUUUUUUUUUUGGUAAAGCGGUUGUUUUUUGACAAUCUGAUUGGCAUUACUACUAUACAGUUUACAUUUAGGCAUGGCAAUAAAUUAUUCUUGCAUUUACAGAAGGCCCUAUGAGUCUCUUCGUUUUGAAUUUCUGUUUGUUGAGUAGUGCGCUUCAAAAGUGUCACUUUCUGUGUUCUAAUCCGUUUCACUGAUUAGGGUUGGAUCGAAGUUCCCUAUUAUGAUUGAUAUCAUCAGUUUGCUAUAAAAGGCUUCUUUAGCUAGUGCCCUCCUAGAACAUUAGAUGUGGAUUUUAGGUCUAGGCCAUUCAUACGAGACGUAAGGCCUGUUGUGAGAUUUGCUGAAUCUCUCUUAAAGAAUGUUGUU